Molecule: messenger RNA, 838 nt
Organism: Polyodon spathula (Mississippi paddlefish)
Lineage: Eukaryota; Metazoa; Chordata; Actinopteri; Acipenseriformes; Polyodontidae
Product: ADP-ribosylation factor-like protein 3
Exons: 6
Coding region: 64-612 (182 amino acids)
Biological process (GO): cilium assembly
Cellular component (GO): cytoplasm; microtubule cytoskeleton
Molecular function (GO): GTPase activity; GTP binding
Source: RefSeq, a predicted model, not a curated record
UAUUACGUCACCACCUUGCAUAGUAACCCUUGCUGCGUCGCAGAGACAGAGGAAAGCAAAAGGAUGGGUUUGCUAUCGAUCCUGCGCAAGCUGAAGAGUGCCCCUGAUCAGGAAGUGCGAAUUCUUCUCCUGGGGCUGGACAAUGCAGGAAAAACAACACUCCUCAAACAGCUGGCGUCCGAGGACAUCAGUCACAUCACUCCUACACAGGGCUUCAACAUUAAGAGUGUCCAGUCUCAGGGUUUCAAACUGAAUGUCUGGGACAUCGGGGGACAGAGAAAGAUCAGACCCUACUGGCGAAAUUACUUUGAAAACACAGACGUGCUGAUUUAUGUUAUUGACAGCGCGGACAGGAAGAGGUUUGAAGAAACAGGACAGGAGCUAGCAGAGCUGCUUGAUGAGGAGAAGCUCAGCGGUGUUCCUGUCCUCAUCUUCGCCAACAAGCAGGACCUGCUGACUGCGGCGCCCGCCUCUGAGAUUGCAGAGGGCCUCAAUCUGCACACCAUCCGCGACCGCAUCUGGCAGAUCCAGUCGUGCUCGGCGCUGACCGGGGAAGGCGUGCAGGAUGGCAUGAAUUGGGUCUGCAAAAAUGUGAAUGCAAAGAAAAAGUAGAACUGUAAAGGCUGUUCAUGUAUUUCAAAAGGAAAGUGCACUAGAAGAGAUUAAACAGCUGGACCAGAGAGAACAUGAACUUCACUCUCUGAACUCGACCACAACUUUUAUCACACAACUACAGCAACAGCAUCUACUACACACCAAGAUAAUCUCAACCAUCAUCACACAGCUACACACCGAGAGAAUCUCAACCAUCAUCACACAGCUACACACCAAGAGAAUC